This is a messenger RNA of Colletotrichum lupini, 1227 nucleotides long. RefSeq lists its product as uncharacterized. The coding region runs from base 1 to 1227 and encodes 408 amino acids. NCBI's taxonomy places the organism in Eukaryota, Fungi, Ascomycota, Sordariomycetes, Glomerellales, Glomerellaceae. The record is from RefSeq and is a predicted model, not a curated record. The transcript has 6 exons.
AUGGCCGACGGCAAUAGCACUCAUACCUCGGUGUCUACUGAAGGUCGUGUAGCUUGUAUUUCCGAACCACUUCAGGCGCAUCGGCAUCGGCAUCCGCCCUCUACUGAGAAGCUUACUGUGUGGCUUAUUGGGAGGCUGAAACUCGUCAUCACAAAGGGGGGUGAGCCGACGACUUAUCAAAGCCAAAGGCCACCUCCUCAAAGGACUUACCUCUCUCUCAGCAGUGGGAAUGUUACAUUUUCUUUAGCCCUGCUAUUCAGCUUCGUGGUAGACUACUUGGCAAUCAUGCUCGACACGAAACUCGCCGCGGCCUUUACCAUCGGCACUUCGUGCCUGUGGCGGCUACCAUCUUCUAAUUACUACACAGUCACCCUGUGGGGAUCACUCGGAUCAUCACCGCCCAGAUCUACCUCACAUUGCAAGUAUCCGUACAGGGCUGGAACAGGUCCAUUUCGCCCUUUCGCAGCCCUCUUCUCCUCCGUCAUUCGCCCGGCACUAGAGAUUCCCGACCUAACCUACCCCCGGCCAGCCCGGACCACGCCGGAAGGCUUCCCCGUCGCUCCUUUUUCGACCUCCUGCAUUAGCUCCCGCGCCGUCCCAGCAUCAUGGUUCUUAGAACGCAUCUUACUCGCCGUGUGCAUCGAGACGGGCAAAUUAGCAAAACCCUCGGAUGCGGCAGGGAACACCACUAUCGUUGGAUCGGGACCUGGGGAUGGGGGAGGGACGGACGGGGUUGUCGAAGAUCAGAUGCACGAAAUGAGUAACCCGAUGAUUCGCAACAACAGCCGGGGGGUUCCCUCGACGUCAAAGCUGAACGUUUUGGUUUGUACUGGGCGAAUUUGCCAUUGCGGCCUAGUGGCUCAACGGCAUCAAACAUGUUAUGGGCGCAUGGCUAGCCAAGUAUUUGACGAAAUCGAGGUCUGUCGUCCUUCGCCCAUGAGGGCUAGUCGUCACGUCGUAAGAACCUGGCCACCCUGCCGUCCUUGGUUCGAAUGCGUCUGCGGAAAUCCGUUCUACUGCAAAGAUGACGGUGCUAGCUCGCAUAGCGCUGCGACGUCCAAACCUCACCGACUGUGCACCAUCUCCUCGCCUUGUUACGCCCAGUCCGUCCUAUCCCCAAGACCCAAUGGAAGAUCGUCCCAAGCAACUCACAUGGUCUCGCCUUCCUGCAAGCCAACCGUCCUACGCACGGCUUGGGCUAUCAAACCCAUGUGCCUUAUACACUAG